Ascoidea rubescens DSM 1968 is the source of this 1599-nucleotide messenger RNA. RefSeq names its product translation initiation factor eIF2 subunit gamma (gene GCD11). The record is from RefSeq and is a predicted model, not a curated record. Gene Ontology annotation, cellular component: eukaryotic translation initiation factor 2 complex; cytosol. Gene Ontology annotation, molecular function: translation initiation factor activity; GTPase activity; GTP binding. Bases 1 to 1599 code for a protein of 532 amino acids. The transcript has a single exon. Lineage: Eukaryota; Fungi; Ascomycota; Saccharomycetes; Ascoideales; Ascoideaceae. Gene Ontology annotation, biological process: formation of translation preinitiation complex; positive regulation of translational fidelity.
AUGGCUGAAGAUUUACAAAAUGCAACUCCGAAUAUUAUCAUCAAUGGCGACCAGCCAGAAAUAACAUCUCAAUAUUAUGACGAAUCUGACGAAGAAAAUUUAGACAAAAAGGAAGAAUCCAAAGUGGCAGAUGAAAACCUUUCCAAAUCAUCUGGCAAGUCUGUGAGCUUCGCAGCUAUGGACGACCUUGAAGAUUUGGAAGUAAAAAGAAAACGCGACUUUGAAGAAGGAGGCGGCUUGCCCGAACAACCUGAUAACAUUGAUUUUUCAACAUUGACUGCUUCUUCCGAUGUGAUUAUUAACAGACAGGCCACCAUCAAUAUUGGUACAAUUGGCCAUGUUGCCCACGGAAAGAGUACUGUUGUCAAGGCAAUUUCUUCAAAGAAUACUGUUCGUUUUAAAAACGAAUUGGAGAGAAAUAUUACCAUUAAAUUGGGUUAUGCUAAUGCCAAAAUUUAUAAAUGUGACAACCCAGAUUGUCCUCCUCCAGGCUGUUAUAAAUCUUUCAGUUCAAACAAAGAAGUUUCCCCCAAAUGUGAAGCUCCAAAUUGUAAAGGUCGUUAUAAAUUGGUUCGUCAUGUUUCCUUUGUCGAUUGUCCAGGUCAUGAUAUUUUAAUGAGUACUAUGUUGUCCGGUGCUGCUGUUAUGGACGCAGCUUUAUUGCUUAUCGCAGGUAAUGAACCUUGUCCUCAACCUCAAACUUCUGAACAUUUAGCUGCCAUUGAAAUCAUGAAAUUAAAGCACAUCAUAGUGUUGCAAAACAAAGUUGAUUUAAUGUCCAAAAAAUCUGCUUUUGAGCACCAAUUAUCAAUUCUAAAAUUCAUUAGAGGUACAAUUGCCGAUGGUGCUCCAGUUGUUCCAAUUUCUGCUCAAUUAAAAUACAAUAUUGAUGCUGUCAAUGAAUUCAUCUGUAAAACUAUUCCUGUUCCUGUGAGAGAUUUCAUGACUCCUCCCCGUCUUAUAGUUAUUCGUUCUUUUGAUGUCAACAAACCAGGUACUGAAAUUGACGAUUUAAAAGGUGGUGUUGCCGGUGGUUCCAUUUUAAGUGGUGUCUUCAAAAUAGGCGAUGAAAUUGAAGUAAGACCAGGUUUGGUUACCAGAGAUGCUGAUACCGGUUUAAUUAGAUGUCGUAGAGUAUUUUCAAACAUAGUAUCGUUGAAUACAGAAGAAAAUAGUCUAAAAUUUGCUGUUCCUGGUGGUUUAAUUGGGGUUGGUACGAGAAUCGAUCCUGCUUUAUGUAGAGCUGAUCGUUUGAUUGGUCAAGUUGUUGGUGCCAAAGGUCACUUACCUGAUGUGUUUAUUGAAAUUGAAGUGAAUUAUUUUCUUUUAAGAAGAUUGCUAGGUGUCAAAACUGAAACUACAAGGAAAAUCAAAGUCAAAAAAUUAGAAAAUAAAGAAAUUAUUAUGGUAAAUGUCGGUUCAAAUACAAUUGGUGCCACUGUCGUUGCUGUAAAGGCUGAUAUGGCAAGAUUGCGUUUAACAAAACCUGCUUGUACUGAAAUUAACGAAAAGAUCGCACUUUCAAGAAAGAUUGAUAAACAUUGGAGAUUGAUCGGUUGGGCUAAAAUUAAAAGAGGAACAGUUCUUCAACCAAUUUAA